Molecule: messenger RNA, 1029 nt
Organism: Pyricularia oryzae 70-15
Lineage: Eukaryota; Fungi; Ascomycota; Sordariomycetes; Magnaporthales; Pyriculariaceae
Product: aldehyde dehydrogenase X
Exons: 6
Coding region: 1-1029 (342 amino acids)
Molecular function (GO): aldehyde dehydrogenase (NAD+) activity
Source: RefSeq, a predicted model, not a curated record
AUGACUGCAAAUGUCGCUACCAAGCUACCCGAGAUCAAGCACACGAAGAUGCUGAUUAAUGGCAAGGUGAUUAUACAGGGCCAACUUAGAUCUAUCGAGCUAUUAUACAGCAAGACCUUUGAGGUGGUGAACCCAAACACCAAGCAAAAGGUUGCCGAUCUCCCUGGAGCAACUGAGGAUGAUGCCACCGCUGCCGUUGCCGCCGCCAAGGCCGCAUUCCCCGAGUGGUCCAAUCUCGGCCCGGAAGUUCGUGGCAGCUAUAGAACUUACAUCGGCCAUCUUCACCCUCAACCGCCGGGAAACUCCUCUUUAAACACCCCUGGUUUCGUCGGAAUGACUAUGCGCCAGCCGUACGGUGUUGAGACUAUAAUCAUUCCCUUGCCCGGCGCCCUGAUAGCCGGCAACACAGUCGUGCUCAAGUCGAGCGAGAAGGCGCCUCUGGGCGUAGCGCGCGUCGCCGAGCUGAUCCACCAGGCCGGCUUCCCUCCGGGCGUACUCAACGUCAUCUCGGGCCACGGCACCCCCUCGGGCUCCGUGCUGGCCCACCACAUGGAAGUGCGCAUCAUCUCCUACACGGGCUCCACCGCUACCGGCAAGUUGAUCCAGCAGGCCGCCGCCAAGUCCAACCUCAAGAUGGUCAACCUCGAGCAGGGCAAGAAGACGGGCAAGCUGGCGCUGGGCGGCGGCCACAUCGAGGGCACCGACGGCUUCUUCGUCCAGCCCACCGUCUUCCUCGACCAGCCCGAGGACGCGCGCGUCAUUAAGGAGGAGAUCGUUGGGCCCGUCGCCAACGAUACCGAGUUUGGCCUCUACGCCCCCGUCUUCACGCGCGAAAUCUCCAAGGCCAUGCGCGUCGCCAAGGCGCUCGAGAGCGGAUCCGUAGGAGUAAACUGUAGCUCGACCUCGAACGAUUUGGACUUGCACUUUGGUGGCUUCAAGCAUCCUGGACAAGGUCGCAGGGGGAUUCCGUACAUAAUAGAUCAUUUCUUGGAGCAAAAGGCUGUCUUUAUCAAGGUGGACGAGGUUUGA